GAAAUUUUACAUGAUGGCUCCUGGGGAACUGUGUGUGAUGAUUCUUGGGAUCUCAAGGACGCGGAGGUCGUUUGCAGAAUGUUAGGAUUUGUUGGGGCUUUGAAAGCUCCAGUUGGUGCUCAUUUUGGUAAAGGAUCUGGGGACAUCUUUCUCGAUGAAGUGCAGUGCAAUGGAACUGAAAUCGAUCUUGAACAUUGUGAUCAUGACGGUAUUGGUGUCCACAACUGUGCCCACAACGAAGAUGCAAGCGUUGAAUGUAUCCAACCAGAUACCGCAAAUAAAAUUGCAAUCGUUUACGGGUUAUGUAUCACAUUUCCGAGCUUCUUCGUAGUGAUAACUCUUACAUAUUGUUUACGGACGGUCAGGACCAAAAGGGCAGGUCGCUAUUUAGAAAAUGAAAUUUACUUGGAUCUUCAAGACAUAGGAAUAAAUAAGGGAACAAUGGCACCAUCUACUUAUCAGGAUCUCAAUGCACCACCAAACCUUCCAGAGCGACCUCUAACGACGUUUCGUCAAAGUACAACGCGAUCGUCUGGCCAGCGGUUUCAUAACCACGAUGAGCGGAUUCUGACAGAAAAGGACAGAGAGCAUGGCAGCCACGAUUAUACAGAAAUGGGAACCACUAACAAGACUGUUUCCGCGGACAAGGACGAACAUAGCUAUGCUUACAACAUUCAUUUAGAAAACAGUGCUAAAGAUAACGGACCACAAGACCACAUAACGUCAAUGACCAGCACAAGAAGGCAAGAAGACGCACGUGAGCGGAUAAGUCAUGGGCAGUCAAACGGUCAAAAUAAAGCACAGGGGUAUAAGGUCAUGAACACUGUGUACAAAAAGAUUGAUGUAGGAAAAGAUGAGGAUAUUGACGGAUAUCUUCUUCCAAGUAAAACUAACGAAACGGCGAAAUCUCCGAUUCGAGCUGAGCACGCAAAAGCAACCAUGCCCGCAGAUAACGACAAGAUAUCGGUAUCAUCACGAACAGAUUACUCCGAAGAUGAAAACGCACGGCUGCAAAAAGAAGUACAAAAUACAGAACUUAGUGCACAUGAAUUUUUAGAUGUGACCACAUUUGGCCAAGGAAUAUCGAAGGAAAAUAAAAUAGACAGUGACGGCUAUCUUCUGCCGGUCGCUUCUGGUGUCAGUCAUGAAAUGAACGACUAA
Messenger RNA from Lytechinus variegatus (green sea urchin), 1161 nucleotides. RefSeq lists its product as uncharacterized. Bases 79 to 1161 code for a protein of 360 amino acids. Gene Ontology annotation, cellular component: membrane. NCBI's taxonomy places the organism in Eukaryota, Metazoa, Echinodermata, Echinoidea, Temnopleuroida, Toxopneustidae. The transcript has 2 exons. The record is from RefSeq and is a predicted model, not a curated record.